AUGUCCGCCGAAGCAGACGUCAAGCUCGCUGACUUCAAGAACAUCUUCUCGCUAAACGGCAAGGUAGCUGUAGUCACAGGCGGCUCAAGAGGUCUUGGACUGCAUGCAGCGUCAGGUCUCGCUCAAGCCGGCUGCUCCAAGAUCUUCAUUACCUCCCGCAAAGCAAAAGCCUGUGAAGAAGCGUGCGCCGCUCUGAACGCCCUCGGCACAUCAUGCAAAGCCAUCAGUAUCCCAGCCGAUCUGGCCAAGCAAGCUGAAGUCGAGCGUCUGGUGAAAGAAGUCGAGAAGCACACCGAUAAAGUCGAUAUUUUGUUCGCAAAUGCUGGUGCAACAUGGGGAGAAGAAUUCGACAAGCACCCCGAAUCCGCAUUUCAAAAAGUCAUGCAAUUAAACGUCACCAGCGUCUUUACAUGCGCACAGAAAUUCGCCCCGCUUCUUCGCAAAGCCGCGUCAAUCGAAGACCCAUCUAGAAUCCUCAUCACUGCUUCGAUUGCAGGUAUUGGUGUUGGGACGCUGGGAAAGCAGGCCACAUUUGGAUACUCGGCCAGCAAGGCUGCUGCUUUGCACUUGGCGAGGAAUUUGGCGUUGGAACUCGGGCCCCAAGGUAUUCUCGUGAAUUCUUUGGCACCGGGGUUCUUCCCGACGAAGAUGGCGAGUGGAUUGAUGGAGAUGAGUGGUGGUGUCAAGAAGCUGGCGGAGGCCACGCCAAAUAGGAGAUUGGGACAGCCGGAGGAUAUCGCUGCUGCGGUGGUAUAUCUGUGCAGUCGCGGGGGAGGUCAUAUCAAUGGAGGUCAUAUUGUGCUUGAUGGAGGAAGUGUUUUGCAAGCCAAGCUGUGAGGCUAGAUUGCUUGAUUGAUGUAGUUCUCAGAGCUAUGAAUACCAAGCAGAUUUCAUUCGUGG
Molecule: messenger RNA, 900 nt
Organism: Pseudocercospora fijiensis CIRAD86
Lineage: Eukaryota; Fungi; Ascomycota; Dothideomycetes; Mycosphaerellales; Mycosphaerellaceae
Exons: 3
Coding region: 1-837 (278 amino acids)
Molecular function (GO): oxidoreductase activity
Source: RefSeq, a predicted model, not a curated record